CGCCCCUCGUUCAAUCCUGGUAUGAAAACAAUAAACAACCCGUUGCCUCAGAGAGCCGUAGAGGACCUGUCGCUUAUUUCUGUCACAUAUGCGAUUAAAAUAAGGACCGGAGCGUCUCGUUUCAACGCAAAUGAUCGUUUUUAAAAGGCGCAUUGUACAGACCCAGGUCCAAACGCGAAGACUCGGGGGAUUUUGGUGUCAAAGGACAGGAAGUUAGUGAAACGGGUUCGUCCGCUCUUGUCCACCCCAGCUCGCGUUCACUCUGUUAUUCUCGUCUGCACACACUACCGAGGGCCCUUAAAUCUGUUAUGCAGGACUGGUCUCUUGUUCCGCCACCUCUCGGCUCCCUCUCCCCGUCUGUCGUGGCCCUAUGUCUCGGUGGCUCUUCCCAUGGUCGGGCUCAAUAAAGAAACGGGCCUGUCGGUACCUCCUGCAGCACUACCUGGGCCACUUUUUGGAGGAAAGACUCAGUUUGGACCAGCUGAGCUUGGACCUGUACAAUGGAAGCGGUGUCAUUCGGGAAAUUAACUUGGAUGCUUGGGCGGUGAAUGAGUUUUUGGAGACUCUAGGAGCUCCACUAGAGAUUGUCGAAGGUUUUGUGAGCAGCAUUUCGGUGACAAUUCCCUGGGCGGCACUUGUUACGGACCACUGCACCCUUGAAGUCACUGGACUGCAAAUAACAUGCAGACCCAAAUACAGAAUGAGUGGGAGCUGGGACUCCCAAGGGUGGUCCUCGUGUAUGACGUCCAGCAUGCAGCUGGCCCAGGAGUGCCUGAAGGACCCACCGGAGGCGUCCGAAGAGCCGCCUGCUCCACUGGAGGGGCUGGAAAUGUUUGCACAGACCAUCGAGACGGUCCUACGUCGAAUUAAAGUAACCUUCCUGGACACCAUAGUGCGAGUAGAACACCAUCCCCUGGACGCCGAGACGGGGGUGGCCUUAGAGAUGCGCAUUAAACGGGUGGACUAUUGUGAUGAGGCUGUGAGAGACUCAAGCCAGACAGUGCCUGUGGACAUCCACCAGCCACCAGCUUUCCUGCACAAGAUCCUUCAGCUUAACUCUGUACAGCUGCUUUAUGAGACCCUGGGAGGAUCACAGGGGCUGAUUCAUUCUGAUGUUAUGGUGGGCAGCAGGGAGGGCACGAAGAAGGCGGAUGAGGAAGAUGAGGAUGAUGAUGAUGUAGAUGUAGACGAUGCCUCCAAACCUUCUCAACCAUUGCAUCAUCCCCAGAAGCCCCCCGAACCCCUGCUGAUCGGGCAUUGCUCAGGAUUCAUAGAGACGACGGUCAAAAUUAAACAGAACGAAAUGCUGCCUGGACCCAAGUUUGAGCUGGAUGGUAAGGUUGGUUGCCUCCACCUCCUGCUGUCCCCAAUUCAAGUGACUCACCUGACGGAUCUCCUGUCUGCCCUCUGCAUUGAGACGUCAGAAGGCAGCCGUGGUGGUGGGGUGUCCGGUGGAGGGGUGUCCAGACCUCUGGGUUCUGAUGAUCUGCGUUUGAUUGAGGAAGAUCUCAGUAAACAGCUGAAUGCAGAGAUGAUGGACAGAGACCUGGAGCUGGACGCAGAGCCCUAUGUCAAUAGUAUGGAGAACGGAGAUAUGUUUUACUCCAUGGGUGCCGGCUGUAUGACCAGCAGUGUGUUGUCCACACGCUCUGGCAGUGAACUUUCUGACAGCGACAUGGAGUCGUCCAUUCAUAGUCAAAGCAGCGUGGCCCAGUCAAAUCCUCCGCAUGGAAUGCUUAACUGUCCUCGUCGUUAUCCUGUACCAGGAUCCUUAUCUAGUUUACCACAAUGUAGCAGACCCUCAAAACGUUCGUCUCGUGGUGGCCAUUCAGAGCCAAUGAAACCAGACACCUUGCUCCGCCUCUCGCUGGGCGGAGUCACGCUGACUAUGCUACAACAGGAACCGCCCCCCGGGCCCGACGGGCUCUCCUCAUUGGCCGAGCUGUCGCAGGUGUUUUUCCGGGAGCUUGCGUACUUUAAAGACAGCAUGUUCAGCGAGAGAGACUUCCAAAAUUUGCGCGGGAGUUUUGCUAAAGCGUGUCCUCACUCUCACAUCAGGGUGACCGGUGCCGCUGUGCAGCUGGCAUGUGAGAUGCGUAGCGCAGGGCGGCACACCCGAGCCAUGACCUCUGACCUCUCCUUCAGCAGGCUGGAGCUACUGGAGUCCCUGUGGGAUUCUGGUGGUCCGCAAUACACAGAGCUUCUGCAGUUCCAGUCGGCUGGUCUCUUCACGAUGGGUGCGGCUUCCAGACCGUGUGCUCAGUUCCACCACAGUCUGUGUGAGAAGCACAUGCGCAAGAGUGGAACCAGGAGGCGUGUGGUGCGCAGAGACAGUUCUCUACAGGUUGAGCUCGGAGAACUCAGCUCUGAGUUGGACUUGGAUAUUCUGGGCCGAUUGGAGCAAAUCUUACAAGCCUUGAGUCAUUGUUCAACACCACCCCAAAGUACCAAAGCACACGCACCAGAGUCUCAGUUGUUAGAGCUUCACUCAUCCCUGGUGCUUCAAUCUCCUCACGCUGUGCUGAAGGUGCGUUUCCCCAUCCCUGACCUUCGACCCCCGGAUCUGAGGCGACCCCUGAGCCAGCGUGCGGUGCGCAGUGAGAUCCUGAGCUUGCAGAUCUCCAACCUGGAGCUGAGGUCUCAGCAGGGGCCAGAUGUUCCCCAGGAGGGCGCAAGCAGCCCUGGAGCCAAAUUUACCAAAUUACUGGAGGCCUGUUUCACAGAUCUACACGGAGUGUAUGAGGGUUGGGAGGGAGAGGCAUUUCCCUUUAUCUGUGUACAGAAGAGUUCAGAUCCACACAACCCUGACGCCAUGCCCAGGAUUCAGGUGCGUGUGAAUGAGGGAGCAGAUUCUGACAGCAGAGGCGCGCGUGAAGGGCUCAACACAGAUCUGGGUCUGGCCUCCAUGUCUCUGGAGAAUCCCUGUGAGCUCCGAGAGAAGAACAGCUCUCCAUUCUCAUCCAACCGCACCAUGUUUGAGACGGAAGAGAUGGUGAUCCCGGCUGACCCAGAGGAAAUGAAAGAGUUUCAGUCUCAGUGUAUAUGUCAGUGUCAGUAUGUGGUUGAUAUCACGUUUCCUGUAGCUUUUAUCCUCCUGCCCAGCAAAGAUGCUUUCCAGAGCAUCUACAACAGGAUUAACAAUGAUCUGUUGAUGUGGGAACCUCCUCCUGUUCCUCCUCCGCCAGCACCCUCUUUCUCUUCAAAAGGUGCCCGUAUUCCCUCUCACCAGCGCAGACCUGAGAAGGACGAGUUUUACCUCUGUAAAUCUGCCUUCAGACUGGAAUCUGACUCUGAGGAGGAGGAGCCUCAGUUUUACUCAGCCAGCCAAUCAAAGAGAAAAAAACAGUCGGAGCCUCAGUCUGGCCACGCCCUCAGUCUGCUCUGUUUAUCCGUGCUGAUUGGCAAGGGUCGCCUACAAGCCAUGACUGACUGCAAGAACGAGGCUGGGCGUAAAGUGGAACAGUGUCACGGAGAAGUCAUUUUGGACUUGGAAGGGGGGAAGAUUUUUAGUGUGACGCAGCAUCAGAACAAUCCAAAUCUUAACUUCCUGACCAUAGAGAGCAAAAAAGUGGAGCUCUAUCAUAAAGCGGAGGUCCCUGACUCCCCCAUCCCUGAGAGAUUAGAAAUGCCCAGAUUCACACCCCCAGGUCAUUUAGACCCUACCAUUUACCCCACGGAGGUAGGGGUGAGCAGCGUCGGCGGGAGAGAAACCAACAUCCAAAUGCUAUCGACUGCUAUCCAAAUCACAUUAGACCUGGAGAGAAACGUCAAGGAGUUUCUGGUCGCGUUACGACUCCAUGGUGCUACUUUACGACAUCACAUGGCAUUGACCAAUCACAGCUGGCAUGAACAGAUAGUUGACUUCCUUGACGUAAUAGAUGAUGAUAUUUUAGGAUACACCCCACCUGCUGUCAUCACAGUUCUACACACUCAUCUGGCCACCUGUGCGGUCGACUACAGACCUCUUUAUCUUUCUCUGCGAGUUUUGUUGACCGCAGAGUCCUUCUCUCUGUCCAGUAACAUCAUCGUGGAUACCGCAACCUUUCACCUCAGGUUUAUCUUGGAUGACUCUGCGUUGUACCUGUCUGAUAAAUGUGAAAGUGACACAGUGGAUUUGAGGCGAGAUUAUGUGUGUGUGUUAGACAUUGAUUUGUUGGAACUGGCCAUCACCACAUGGAAAGGAACAGACUCCAGUAAACUGACUCAGCCGCUGUUCGAGCUCCGUUGUUCUAAUAACGUCGUUCACGUGCACACCUGUGCGGACUCGUGCGCUGCCCUGGUUAACUUGCUGCAGUAUCUGGUCUCUCAGGGUGACCUUCACCCUCCCCCCCGCCACACGUCCCCUACAGAGAUUGCCGGACAGAAGCUUCUGCUGUCCGAAAGCCCCGCCUCCCUUCCGCCCUGCCCACCAGCGGAGACGGCAGAGAUUAACCAAUGUGAUCUCACAGAUGCCUUGAUUGACACGGAGAGAAUCCCGCACGAAGAGAAUCAAGAUCCAGGAUCCCCAUCCAUCCGACGAGCCUCACCUGUCUCGGUCUACCUGUUUCCGGGAGAGGCUCCUAAGCCCCGCCCCUCUGUACUGGAAGGGGAGGAGUCUGAUCUUGAUGGACUGGUGACCACAGCUAUGGAAGUUCAUGCAGAUGUGAUGUCAGAGGAAGGCUCAGAAUGUUCCACAGAUAAUGAUGACUUCUGCAUCCUAGAAGCUCCUGGGAUGGGCAUCCCGCCUAGAGACGGUGAGCCUGUGGUGACGUUGCUCUCUCAGGGCCCUAUAAAGGUGCGUGAUGGGUAUUUCUCAAGGCCACGUGGCAGUUCAGACCUGCUGCGCGCUCCCGCCUGUUUUCCAGUGCCUCAGAACAGACUGGUGCUCCGAGAAGUGUCCGUAAUCUGGCACCUGUACGGUGGGAAAGACUUCGGGGGCAAACCCAGCUCCGGUCACCCGCAGCACGGUCAAAAGGUUCGAGCGACCACUCCCGGAGCACGUGGGUCUCCAUCUCGUUCAGCUGGACCCUCACGUCCUCAGAACUCUUGGCGCUGGGUUGGUGGGAGUGGGAGGCAGCACACGCUGCUCAUGGAGAUACAGCUGACUAAGGUCAGUUUCCAGCAUGAGACCUACCCGGUGUUGUUGCCUGCUGUGCCGGGUCAGGACGCAGAGGGGGCGGGGCUUGGCGAACAGCCUAUUUCCCGUCAGGUGUUUAUCGUUCAGGAGCUUGAGGUGCGAGAUCGAUUGGCUUCCUCUCAAAUUAACAAGUUUCUGUAUCUGCACACCAGUGAGAGCAUGCCACGCAGAGCACACUCCAACAUGCUGACUGUGAAAGCACUGCAGGUGAUGCCUGAGUCAGGUCUGGGCGGUCCAGAAUGUUGUCUCAGAGUGAGUCUGUUACCAUUGCGACUCAACAUUGACCAGGAUGCACUUUUCUUCCUGAAGGACUUUUUCAGUAACUUGGCAGCAGGAGUUAAUCCAUACCUACCCGUCGACCCCGCGUCUGAGGUGAGGACUGACGCUCCUCAAAAGCAUUCAGAUGAUACAGAUGCUGUCUAUGGAUUGGGUCCUGAUCUCGCUGCCUCCAUAGAAACAACCUACAGUGAGCAGAGUUCCUCCUCUGCCGGCUCCUCCUCUUCCUCUGAACAACCGAUCUACUUCAGAGAGUUUCGCUUCACCUCUGAAGUUCCCAUCUGGUUGGACUAUCAUGGAAAGCAUGUGGUCAUUGAGCAGGGAACGUUUGCGGGCAUUCUGAUUGGCCUAGCUCAGCUGAACUGCUCUGAAUUGAAGCUGAAGAGAUUGUGUUGUAGACAUGGGCUGUUGGGUGUUGAUAAGGUGAUUCAGUUCGCUGUGAACGAGUGGCUUACUGACAUCAGGAAGAACCAGCUGCCGGGGAUUCUGGGAGGUGUGGGACCCAUGCAUUCUGUUGUACAACUCUUUCACGGCGUGCGGGAUCUCUUCUGGAUGCCCAUUGAACAGUACCGGAAGGAUGGGCGCAUUAUUCGAGGCCUCCAGAGGGGGGCAGCAUCAUUCGGCACUUCGACGGCUUCAGCUGCUCUGGAGCUCAGCAACAGACUGGUGCAGGCAAUUCAGGCCACUGCUGAGACCGUCUAUGACAUCUUAUCUCCGACCCCUCCUUUGACACGCUACAUAACGGAGGGACGGCCCACCCAGCGUCCCAGACGCACCCCUCAACCAGCUGACCUCAGAGAGGGUGUCGCCAAGGCCUAUGACACCGUUAGAGAAGGAGUGAUUGACGCAGCUCAGACCCUGUGCGAUGUGGCAUCUCGCGGGCACGAGCAGAAAGGUCUUCCGGGAGCAGUGGGCGGGGUUUUGCGUCAAAUCCCACCCACCGUCGUCCGCCCCCUAAUAGUUGCCUCGGAGGCCACUUCCAACCUGCUCGGAGGCAUGAGGAACCAAAUUAAACCGGACGCACGGAAAGAGGACUUCUUGAAAUGGCGCACUGAAGACGGCCAAGAAUGAGAUUGACGGGGGUUGAAGAAGUCCGUUUUUUGUUAGUAUGAACGAAGCGUGUGUGAAUGUACGAGUAUUGAUGUGAGUUUGUUCAUGAGCACAAAUGCAAAAACGAAGGACAACAAACUCUAAAAGGAAACUAGAUUUGGAAGUGGGUCCACACAGUUGCACACUUUGUUUUGUAGAAUGCAAAUGGUUUUGCACUUGGCUAGAAGAGGAAAUCUCAAAGUGCAGGUCACCCACAUCUUGAUCAUGAUGUAUGACGUAUGCAAUCAUAUCCGUUUGAAACACUUGUUUACCUGUGAGCUCAAGACCAGAUGUUUUUCCUGCUCAUUCAACAUUUGGCCGAAUCGACAUUUUCUCUCUGAAGUAUUACAAAGGUAAAGAAAGUUUAACAAACUUGUUCAUAAUCUCUGAUUUAAGUAAGGCGAAUGGAUCAUUUAAUGACUAUAUUGAGGUGGCCUUACUAUAUAUAUUGAUUAUUUUAACACUAGUGAAAUGAAUCUUUGUCCUCUGAUGUUUUGACUGUGUUUCAAGCACAGCCUGGUGUCCUAGUGCCAUAAUUCUGCUUUAUUGACAUUCUAAACACUUUUCUAUAUAAGUUUCCCUUUGUUUAAAUGUCUUUAGCCUAAAUUUACAUUAUUAUUUGAAAGUAACACAAAAAACUCAAUUCAUGUUACGUUGUAUUUCUUUCUGAAUGUGAUCAUGUUGUCUUUUCCUCAAGGAAAAGUGUCUUGCAGACCUUUCGCCCAAAAAUCUAAGAAAAAAGUUUAAAAAAAAUGAUUCGGUACAAAAUGCGCUCUAUGCCAUGACACUUUACAUAGUUUGUUAUAUUAGUUUUAUCACACACAAUAUUUACAUAGUUUAUUUUUAACAAAAUGCAUCCAACUAUUUUUCAUGUUUUUCAAAAUGACUCGAAAUACUGUAAUACAAUGAUUUUAAGUUGUAUUAUAACUAAACAAUUACUGGACUGCCAUCAGUUUUUAAAUCGGCAAAAGGUAAAACAGUAUUUGUUUUUUCUUGCAUCACAUUAAUGAAAUGUGCCGAACGGUCAAGGCAAAAAUCCUAAAAACAUUUGGUUGGUGCAAAAUAUAAUUCUUAUAUCUAUUGAUUUAGGCUUAAAAUAUGACCCAUACAUAAUCUUGACAAGUUUUGUGCGCUUUACCCUUAAUUUGGCCAUAUACUCCAAAACUAAACAUUUGCUGUCAUUUCAGAAGUUGCCUUCCUACAUAUUUGUAGUAAUGGCUAAUGAAAUGUAAAAGUGAUGGUUACCAUUUGAUGCCCAUUCUCUCUCUCUUUUAUUUUCGUUAAAUGCAUACCGUGUGAGGGAAGUGUGUUUUGGGAUAUUUUGUGUUUAUGUGUUCAGUGUGUGUUCUGAGUGGGUGUGUAUGAGCAUGCAUGUUUGUGAUUUGAUGGUUGUUGGCCAGCUAUAUGAUUCAUAGCUACCACCAGUGUACGUUUAUUUUUGUCUGUAAUUAUAUGGAUAUCAUACGCUGUAAGAAUGACCUGUAUAGUACCAAGACAAUGUGGAAACAAAUUAAUACAAAAAAUAAAAUUGUGCAUUAGAACAAUUCCUGGUGUACAUGAUCCACAACGGUAGGCAUUUAUUUUUUUGUUUUUGUCGACAACGUAAUUAGAUUGAUGUUCAAUUUCUACUUUUUUGUCUGCUCUUCUUUCUGCAGUAUCAAAUGUGAUGAUUUAUCAAUUAUAAUUUAAGAAGUAAAUUAGCAAAAAUCAUGUUUUUUUUAUGGUGCAUUCCAAGUAAUAUCAAAGGGAAGUUGGGUUGGUCUGAUUAAGUAAUAAUAACUCAAGAAAAUCCAGCUAAAUAAACUAAAAACUGAGUUA
Triplophysa dalaica is the source of this 8299-nucleotide messenger RNA. It is a transcript of the gene atg2a, whose product is annotated as autophagy related 2A. NCBI's taxonomy places the organism in Eukaryota, Metazoa, Chordata, Actinopteri, Cypriniformes, Nemacheilidae. Gene Ontology annotation, cellular component: phagophore assembly site; extrinsic component of membrane. Gene Ontology annotation, molecular function: phosphatidylinositol-3-phosphate binding. Gene Ontology annotation, biological process: autophagosome assembly; reticulophagy; piecemeal microautophagy of the nucleus. The record is from RefSeq and is a predicted model, not a curated record. The transcript has 42 exons. Bases 371 to 6463 code for a protein of 2030 amino acids.